AUGCAUGGCUUAGGAGUCCAGUUUAUGGAAAUAGGCUCCAGCUACCACAGCAUCUGCAAAGAUUCCCACGCGUGUUUUUUCCACGCUCCAGAGAUGCUUUUCCACAGUCUGUCAGGGGGGGAGAUGCAUGGGGUCAUCGAUGAGAUGGACAGAAGAUCCAAAAGUGAAAGCUCCGCCAUCAGCUCUGCUAUAGACAGAGGGGAGACUGAAACGACGAUGCCCUCCAUCAGCAGUGACAGGGCUGCCUUGUGUGCCGGCUGUGGGGGGAAAAUCUCGGAUCGGUACUACCUCCUGGCAGUGGACAAGCAGUGGCACAUGCGCUGCCUGAAGUGCUGUGAAUGUAAAUUAAACUUAGAGUCUGAACUGACCUGCUUCAGCAAAGAUGGCAGCAUCUACUGCAAAGAGGACUAUUACAGGAGGUUUUCCGUCCAGAGAUGUGCAAGAUGCCACUUGGGAAUCUCAGCCUCUGAGAUGGUCAUGAGAGCAAGGGACUUGGUGUACCACCUCAACUGUUUCACCUGCAACACAUGCAACAAAAUGUUGACCACUGGAGACCAUUUUGGCAUGAAGGACAACUUGGUCUACUGCAGGCUUCACUUUGAGACUCUGAUCCAAGGAGAGUACCAGGUUCAUUUCAAUCACUCGGAUGUGACAUCAGGGAAGGGUUCAGGACUGGGGUCUGGGGCUACCUCUGUAGGGCUGCCUUAUUACAACGGUGUGGGGACUGUGCAGAAAGGGAGGCCAAGGAAGAGGAAGAGCCCAGGGCCCGGCGCAGACCUGGCAGCCUACAACGCAGCUUUAAGCUGCAAUGAAAAUGAUGGAGACCACAUGGACAGAGACCAACAGUACACGCCCAACCAGAAAACCAAACGCAUGAGGACCUCUUUCAAACACCAUCAGCUCCGGACAAUGAAAUCCUACUUUGCUAUUAACCAUAAUCCAGACGCCAAGGACUUAAAGCAACUAGCUCAGAAGACCGGUUUAACCAAAAGAGUCUUACAGGUAUGGUUUCAAAAUGCACGAGCCAAAUUUAGACGGAAUCUUCUGAGACAAGAAAAUAAUGGAGUAGACAAAACAUCAGAUUCCACCCUUCAAGCUGGGACUCCGUCAGGACCAGCCUCUGAAAUUUCCAAUGCCUCUAUGAGCCCCUCCACUACACCAACUACAUUAACAGACUUGACUAACCCUACAAUGCCAACUGUGACAUCCGUACUGACUUCGGUACCUGGUAGCUUGGAUGUGCAUGAGUCUCGAAGUCCUCCACAAACAACACUCACAAAUCUCUUCUGA
Staurois parvus is the source of this 1290-nucleotide messenger RNA. The record is from the annotation of a GenBank genome assembly. NCBI's taxonomy places the organism in Eukaryota, Metazoa, Chordata, Amphibia, Anura, Ranidae.